GGUGACAGCGAGCGCUCUAUGUAUAGACUGACGCUACUUAUCAGGGCGCCGUUACCGCAUGUGUGUGUACAGUAGCCGGCCGGCUGGAGGAGCUGCUGCCCGUAUCCAGGGCGCUCACGUGAGCUGUGAUAAGAUUGACAAUGCCAUGAAUAACUAUGAGAUGCAUUCUGGAUGACUCCUUGCAUUCUUGUUGUGGACUAACCAGUUAUAUCUCCUUACUCGCCCACUUAUUUUUUUUUUUCUGGUCUUUCUACCUUUUUUUUCUUUUUUGACAUUCGAGACGUUGUGACUCUACUCACUGGUUCCUUGCACCACCUCCCAGGAUCAUGUUUUAAUAAACUGUCAUUUUGACAAGCUGAUUUGGGGUUGGUGUAGUUUUGGCCUUUUGAAGGGUUACGCUUUGGAGCAGUCACUCAAAUUUAUUUUUCUUUCCCGCCUCAUCAUAUCUAGGUGAUUAAUGGGGAGCGACUGUAUCUCUUUAAAAGCCAUAGAGGGCAAAGACUAUUUUGGAGUGCUCUCUCCAGAGCGUGGGCGAGUGUCACCCUUGGCAUAUAAGUAUUGUUUUGACUAUAUACAGUCUUAAAGGUCAUCACAAUGCCUCCUGUUUCUGAACAUCGAGAUGAUGGCGGUCCCACUAACAUGGUCCAUCCUGCUUUAGAGAGCCAGGAACACCUGGAUGCAGAUAACAAUCCUCUCAUGGUAAACCCAAAUUUUUUGGAGACAGAUGGAAGUGAGGUAGUGGUCAUAGGUUCCCGUGCAAAUACCAAAGGGGUGCAAGAAGAGGAUGCCUUACUGGAGAAUGGUAGUCAGAGCACUGAGAGUGAAGAUCCAAAUAUUGAGCCUUCUUGUGAGGCUGUGGUGCCGCUGAAAGAAACUUCAUUUUCUAUUGGGCUUCAAGUUCUCUUUCCUUUCUUACUGGCUGGAUUUGGAACCGUGGCUGCAGGGAUGGUUCUCGACAUAGUGCAGCACUGGGAAGUGUUUACAAAUGUUACAGAAGUGUUCAUUUUGGUGCCUGCUCUACUGGGCCUUAAAGGAAAUCUGGAAAUGACUCUAGCAUCUCGCCUCUCAACUGCGGCCAAUAUUGGACAAAUGGAAACUGCCAAAGAGAAGUGGUCGAUGAUUGUUGGUAAUAUGGCACUAAUACAGGUACAAGCAACAGUUGUGGGUUUCCUGGCUUCAAUCGCAGCAGUUAUUUUUGGCUGGAUCCCAGAUGGCCAUUUCCUUAUAGAACAUGCUGUGCUGUUAUGUGCGAGCAGUGUCUCUACUGCAUUCAUUGCUUCUCUGGUCCUGGGUCUUGUAAUGAUUGGGGUCAUCCUUGGUUCCAAGAAGCUUGGUAUUAAUCCUGACAAUGUGGCUACACCUAUUGCUGCCAGCCUUGGAGACCUGGUUACUUUGGCUUUGCUAUCUGGUAUUAGCUGGGGCCUCUACAAAGAAAUGAAAGUCAAUGUGUUUGUCAACCUUGUUGUGUGCCUGUUGUUCAUAUCUCUGCUACCUUUAUGGUUUAUAAUUGCAAGAAGAAAUCCAGCAACAAGGCAGGUGCUGGCAACUGGAUGGGAGCCGGUUAUCAUUGCUAUGGCCAUCAGCAGUGUUGGUGGAUUGAUUUUGGAUAAAACCGUGUCUGAUCCCAACUUCGCGGGAAUAGCUGUUUUCACACCUGUCAUAAAUGGUGUUGGCGGGAACUUGGUUGCUGUGCAGGCCAGCCGUAUAUCAACAUACCUUCACAUGAUGGGAUCGCCAGGAGAUGACAUCGGUCUUGUUCCUCGCAAAUGCCCCAGUCCGUGUAGAACGUUCUGCAGUUCUGAUGUGAACUCUCGUUCAGCUCGUGUGUUAUUCUUACUAGUGGUGCCAGGCCACUUGGUUUUCUUGUACAUAAUAAACUCUAUGAAGGGUGGACACACAACAAUGACACUGAUUUUCAUGAUCUUCUACAUGACAGCGGCAUUGCUUCAGGUUCUAGUUCUCCUCUACCUUGCAGACUGGAUGGUUCAUUGGAUGUGGAGCAGAGGGAUGGAUCCCGACAACUUUUCAAUUCCCUAUCUCACUGCCUUGGGGGAUCUCCUGGGCACAGGGCUGCUUGCUCUUAGUUUUUAUGUACUCUGGCUAAUCGGAGACCGUGACACUGAUGUGGGAGACUGAACGUCAGCCUGCUUGACGUACAUGGUGUGGGGACCAUUAUAUGGCCUGGAUGAUUCAACAGGAAUCUAAUUAGAAAUAAGUGCAAUUUUUAUUUUUUUUUCAUAUAUAUUUAGUACACUGCAACUUAUGUUAAAGAUGUGCUAGAAUAUUUUGAGCUGCUAUGUUUUACACAGCAAGGCCUGGUACCCCUGUAUGUGCAGCUGGACCUGCUUCUGAGCCCCUUGCAUGUAUUACUGCUGCCCACUUUAGCAGCAUUAAUAUGCAUGUUUAAGGCACUAGAAGUCUUUAAAUAUAUAUAUUUUUGUACCAAAGUUGGUUAUAAAUUCUUCACUUGACAUAUAAUUACUUGGCUAGCUAUGCCCUCCUUUGAGAAAAUUCAAAAUGUUUACACUUGUAAACAGGUUUUGUAAAAAAAAAAAGGUCACUGUAAAUUCUAUACAACACAUCUUCAGCAGCUUGAAGUCCAGGGCAGAUCCUUCCCAAAAAGAUCAAGGCUGUGAUAUCCAGUGAACAAUAGUAAAUGCACUGGAGGGGAAUUUUACUAAAGAUUAUUCAGUGUACACACAUCUAUGAAAUUACCCUUACACUUGUAUAUAUUGAUAAAGUAUGUACUGUAUUAGACAACUUGGACCACAAUAUAAGAGCAUGAGGUCUCUGGCUGUAUAGUUGUAAUGUGCUGCCACACUGCCUCUUAUACACAGCUCUUCAUUGGAUAAGGCCAGGUACAUAGUUUUCAGUAUCUAACCAUUGCAGUAUUUUAUAAGGUGUGCAAUGCCACCCAAGCACAACCAGCAAAUCUGUGAAAAUGUGGGAAUUUGAACAUGGAUCUUUCCAUUUUGCAAUAUCUGGAAUAAAUCUGUGGCAGAAUAAAAUGUGCUAUGGACUUAAGUGUAGACUUAAAGGGGAGCUCCGCGCCUAGACAUCUUAUCCCCUAAAAUGUCCGGGGGAGUCCCGCCGCUGGGGACCCCCGUGAGCUCUCCUGCAGCCACCUAGACAUC
This is a messenger RNA of Hyla sarda, 3134 nucleotides long. RefSeq names its product solute carrier family 41 member 1 (gene SLC41A1). The record is from RefSeq and is a predicted model, not a curated record. The transcript has 11 exons. Gene Ontology annotation, cellular component: plasma membrane. NCBI's taxonomy places the organism in Eukaryota, Metazoa, Chordata, Amphibia, Anura, Hylidae. Gene Ontology annotation, biological process: monoatomic cation transport. Gene Ontology annotation, molecular function: monoatomic cation transmembrane transporter activity. Bases 595 to 2136 code for a protein of 513 amino acids.